AUGAGUCAAUAUGAAAACUCUCGCCUGAACGAAUUCCCCAGUUGGAGCAAAGCUCCUUCCAAGAGCUGGCUCAAAGAAUCUCUCCAGCCGCAAUAUGUCGAUUUUGAUGUAUGGUUUACUGCGCGGCACAGGGACACCCACAACUAUGAUAGCCGUUUCGCUCAUUCCACGAGGCUCGGCGACUCUAUUUUAUCAAAGAACGUUUUGAGUUCCAACAACUGCAGCUUUCACAAAUCUUCGGUCACCAUAUGCGAAAAUCAAAGUCCAGAGCCGCCCGAGAUCCACGUGGAUAGCCCUUUCAUCCAGGGCAUCUUAAAUGACGAAUCCCCUUCAGCAUCGGGACUUUGCUUGGCAUAUUUUGUACGGUACUGCACUCUGAACAAGAACGAGCAGAUGCUGUUGUUGGAUUUGGUUGUUCAGACAAACACGGCUCAGAAAGAGCAGCAGCAAGAAUCGAGAAGUGCACAUUCUGAUAAAAGGCCAGCUGGAGACGCCAAACAACCAUCACGCAAGAAGGGACGAACCAUUCGCAGAGAGCAUAAACAUGGAUUUGACGAUGAAGUUUCAGACGACUUUGAGUCAUUCUUCCGUCUCUAG
Molecule: messenger RNA, 597 nt
Organism: Rhinocladiella mackenziei CBS 650.93
Lineage: Eukaryota; Fungi; Ascomycota; Eurotiomycetes; Chaetothyriales; Herpotrichiellaceae
Exons: 1
Coding region: 1-597 (198 amino acids)
Source: RefSeq, a predicted model, not a curated record